This is a messenger RNA of Pteronotus mesoamericanus, 472 nucleotides long. RefSeq names its product surfactant associated 2 (gene SFTA2). Lineage: Eukaryota; Metazoa; Chordata; Mammalia; Chiroptera; Mormoopidae. The coding region runs from base 63 to 299 and encodes 78 amino acids. The record is from RefSeq and is a predicted model, not a curated record. The transcript has 3 exons.
UAAGGAGAGGCCCUGGGUGCUUCAGACAUCUCUUCUGUCCAUCAAGAAGUGAGGUGGCCACAAUGGGGGCCCGGCUGCCCCUCUUCCUCCUCCUGACCCUCCUUGUCAGCUCACAUGGAACAGGGCCAGGAAUGACUCUGCAACUGAAGCUGAAGCAUUCCUUUCUUGAAAAUUCCUCCUUUGAUUCCAGCUCUCUGGAACUGCUCAAGAAGCUCUGCCUCCUCCUCCGCCUCCCAUCAGGGACCAAUGUCACCCUCAAUCAGGCUGGAUCCCCACACCGCUUCACUUGCAAACUCUGAGAGAAAUUGGAGCUUGUACCUCUCCUGGAUGGGCUGCUUGCCCUCCUCCCCGCCCAGUGCAGGGGUAAUACCCUGGCCCCUUCUUCCAGCAGGCCCCCACCUGCUGACGGGCAGUCAAUAUGCUAAAUUCAAUGACUUUGUGAAUUCGUAAGCCCACUGAAUAAAGGAAUUGG